AUGUUUGGAGGAUUUGGCAAAUCGAAUUCUACAGGUGGAUUGUUUGGUCAAUCCAAUGCUACUAACGCUGCUGCCAGCGGUGCCACAAGUAUGUUUGGAGGAUCACAGAAUAUGCAGAAUAAUAAUGCCACCGGCGGAGGUCUAUUUGGUGGCGCUGCUCCUACUGGUAAUACGAAUACUGCGGCCACAGGAGGUGGUUUAUUCGGCAAUGCUGCACCAUCAGGUAAUAUAAAUACAGCCGCAUCAUCAGGAGCUGGUGGUAGCCUAUUUGGAAAUACAGGAAAUGCACCUACAACAAAUACAGGUGGAGGUUUAUUUGGGAAUGCUGCUCCAAGUGGUACUAUAAACACAGCUGCUACAGGCGGCGGUUUGUUCGGUACUGCAAACGCAAAUGCAAACACUGGUGGUGGGAAUACUACCACUGGAGGAUUGUUUGGAAAUAAUACUAAUAAGCCAGGUGGGCUUUUUGGAGGCAACGCAGCCCAAAAUACUACAACAGGCGGUGGCCUCUUUGGUGCUAAUAACCAACAGAAUACGACGACGGGUGGUGGCCUUUUUGGUGCUAAUAACCAACAGAAUACUACAACAGGUGGUGGCCAUUUUGGUAACAAACCUGCCUCAACAACAACUGGUACUGGUGGAUUAUUUGGUAGUACAAACAGUGGUACAACAGGCACCACUGGUGGUCUAUUCGGAUCUAAACCUAAUACAACAAACACCUUAUUCGGAGGCUCUAAUACAAAUGCACCCUCUACGGCAACUACAACACUGGGAAGCGGUAGAUUAUUUGGAUCUAAGCCGUUGGGUGGCACUGCAGGUGGAGGUUUAUUUGGAUCAAAUAAUACUGCGAAUAUUGGUGGCUCCUCUUUAUUUGGUCAAGGGAACACCAUGAAUACUACAGGAGGUCUUUUUGGCUCUUCACAAUAUGGACAACCACAACCACAAUCUACACUACAAUCUAUUCAUCAACUUCCGAUUACACCAAUGACAAGAAUCGCUGAACUACCACCACAACUACGUCAAGAAAUUGAACAAUUAGAUCAAUAUAUUCAAAAGCAGGUACAAAUAUCGGAGCAUUUAAAAGCGGACACAGAAGAACACAAUAAUCUAAUAGAAUCAAUUCCAAAAGAUAUUUCAUACCUACUGAAGACAGAAUUGUUAACUAAUCAAUCAUUAUCACAAGAUUUGAAACAAAUUUCAUCUAUAAAGGAAUUAACAGAUAAUAAUCUUUCAGAUACACAACUGUUCACUAUUUUAUUCCAACAACUAUUGACACCAGGUAGUAAAAUAUCGUCUUUAGAUUUAGAGAAAUUUUAUCAACGUAAAAUACACUCAUUCCAAAAUAAAUUAGAUGAUUAUUCUAGAGUACUUUCAGAUAUUGAAAGCGCAAUAAGUGGAAUCAAUGGCGAUAUAUUCGGAGCAUCACAAGGCCAUCUGCCGGAGAAUACUUACACCAGUGAGUUAGGAAACAUAGAUUUAGCGGGGUUAUAUAAUUUGAAAACUGGCCUAAAUGCAAUCGUCUCUACUGUUAUAGAAGAGUUUGGAUUAUUUAUGGAUACUGCGGAAAGAAUUGCUGAAUUACGUCAAAAAGUUCGAGAAAUAACAGGCUCCCAUACGUGA
Naumovozyma dairenensis CBS 421 is the source of this 1620-nucleotide messenger RNA. It is a transcript of the gene NUP49, whose product is annotated as FG-nucleoporin NUP49. Gene Ontology annotation, molecular function: structural constituent of nuclear pore. The record is from RefSeq and is a predicted model, not a curated record. The coding region runs from base 1 to 1620 and encodes 539 amino acids. The transcript has a single exon. Lineage: Eukaryota; Fungi; Ascomycota; Saccharomycetes; Saccharomycetales; Saccharomycetaceae. Gene Ontology annotation, biological process: nucleocytoplasmic transport. Gene Ontology annotation, cellular component: nuclear pore.